Molecule: messenger RNA, 766 nt
Organism: Poecile atricapillus (Black-capped chickadee)
Lineage: Eukaryota; Metazoa; Chordata; Aves; Passeriformes; Paridae
Gene: BLOC1S1
Product: biogenesis of lysosomal organelles complex 1 subunit 1
Exons: 4
Coding region: 125-502 (125 amino acids)
Biological process (GO): endosomal transport
Cellular component (GO): BLOC-1 complex
Source: RefSeq, a predicted model, not a curated record
GGCGGUCACGUGCCGGUGACGCGCGCGCGCGGAGGGGGGCGGGACGCUCGGUCACGUGGCGCUCGGUCACGUGGCCCCCGCGCUCGCGGAGCGGGGGGGGAGGUCACGUGACGCGGCGGCCGCCAUGCUGUCCCGGCUGCUGAAGGAGCACCAGGCCCGCCAGAGCGAGCGGCGCGAGCUGCAGGAGCGGCGGCGCCGGGAUGCGAUCGCGGCUGCCACCCGCCUCACCGAGGCCUUGGUCGAUCACCUGAACGUGGGGGUGGCCCAGGCCUACGUGAACCAGCGCAAGCUGGACCAGGAGGUGAAGACCCUGCAGGUGCAGGCGGCGCAGUUCGCCCGCCAGACCGGCCACUGGAUCGCCAUGGUGGAGAACUUCAACCAGGCCCUCAAGGAGAUUGGGGACGUGGAGAACUGGGCCCGCAGCAUCGAGCUGGACAUGAGGACCAUCGCCACCGCCCUCGAGUACGUCUACAAGGGGCAGCUGCAGCCUUCCUGCUCCUGAGAGACCCCCAGAGACCCCCAGAGACCCCCAGGGACCCCCAGAGACCCCCGGGACCCCCCCCCGGGACCCCCCAGCGCCGGCAAGUAACGGGGUGGGGGUCUCACCGCCGCGUCCUCAGCACUGGGAUCAGUGGAAUAAAAAAGGGGAGGGGGGCGCUGGGGGGUGUUUGUGUGGGGAGGGGGGGGUCAGGCCGGGUCAGUGGGACCCUGGCACAGCCCCCCACCCCAAAUCCCCCUGAGCCUCCUCAUCCUCUUGGGCGCUUAA